AUGCAAUCCUCGCUGUCGCCCGAAGUCCCACCUCCCCCGGGGAGCACACAUAGCACACACAGCAACGGGUCCCCGAACCCUUUGGCAAUGGUGCCCGACUCGGAGUCACCAGCCGACCGCGACUCGCCAAACGCACCCUCCUCGGCGACCAGUGAUUCCCGAUCUCAAGGGCAGCAGCCUCCCGUUGUAGCUGUCCCCGCUGCAUGUCUCGCCUGCCGCAGCAAGCAUCUCAAGUGCGACGGCCAGAACCCGUGCUCGCGAUGCCUGAGCUCCCAGUCCGAGUGCGUCUACGUCGCUUCUCGGCGCGGCUACAAGGGCCCGAGGAGGAAUUACACCGCCAAUCCGAACAAGAGAGCGCGAUCCUCGUCCCCCACUUCCACCGUAGGCGUCGGCGACAAUAGCUGUCCCAUGCUACUUGGCGCAAACGGCACCUCAGUACCCACGACGAUGCAGAAUGGAAUGGCAUUUAAUACGCCGGGCGUCGUGCUCCCAGAUACGCCCAGCACCACCUUUGCCGCGACGCCCAACUUCUCUAACUUGCAGCUCUACCGGUCUUUCGGUGCUGCCAUCGGCUUCAACUCGACCCAGCUAGCACUGGGUCAAUCUCAGCCCGGUGUACCUGCGCAAGUCCCCGUGCCUACCUUGGCCGAACGAUGUCUCGACUCCUUUUACCACCAUUUCUAUGCCUCACACCCGUUUGCCCUACCGAAAGAAUGGCUCCUCCGUAUCAUGAGAGACACCAAUGUAGAACCUCUCCUGGCCGCCAUUCGGUGGGUUGGUGCUCUCUUCCUCGACAUGGGGCCUGCGCGGGCUGGCUUUUUGGAUGAGGCAUUGCGCCUGGUCCAGGAUCCAACGACCCGGAGGGACGGCUUCUUCGUGCAAGCCUUGAUCCUUUUAAUUGUAGGCUUGGACGGCAGCUGUGAGCAGGAAAAGGCUCGAAAUCUGCUCGGUGACGCCGAACGCAUCGCCCUGGAACUGGGACUCAAUACCCGGGAGUAUGCGACACAGUAUGGGCGGGGCAUUCCCGUGUUAGAAGAGAGCUGGCGUAGGACAUGGUGGGACUUGUUCGUCGUAGACGGCAUGGUGGCUGGGGUACAUCGCCAGACCAACUUUCUCCUGUUUGAUGUACCCGCCGAUGCCGCCCUCCCUUGUGAGGAGCAUCAGUAUCUGUCUGGGAGCAUCCCACCACCUUUGACUCUCACGGACUUGGAAGACCAAGACUUCUCUGGGGAUGAUAGGGAGUUCUCCUCGUUUGCGUAUCGUAUUCUCGCAGGGCGGAACCUCGGAAAGUUCAUGCGCGUCCCGCCGAUAUACGGUCCUGAUGAUGAGAAUCUCGGGCGCAUCGAGGCGCUUCUGACCAACUGGAGGCUUCACCUGCCGCUAUCCAAGAAGGACGCCCUGGACCAGAAGCUACAAUCGGAUGAGAUGAUCUUCCAGGCCAACAUGAUGACCAAUGCAACAUCCAUCAUGCUUCACCAGCCGCACUCUCAGCUGGAUUCCUCGCCAACGCGAUCUGUAACGUCCUGCGCACCACACCGACCAGUCCCAUCCGGAGACUUAUUCAACACACAUACGAGCCACACGAUUGCUUCAGCCGCCGAAAUCAGCAAGAUGAUCACUCACCGUGUACCUCUCCUCUCACACACGCACUUCUUCACCUGCGUAGUGACGCUCUCCUCGAUCGUCCACUUGAGCAAAUGGGCGCUCUUCUUCAUCCCCCACGAUGACGACGACUUGCGACAGCAGAUUCGGCUCAAUAUCGGCGCCCUCAACAAGCUCUCGGCGGUAUGGAAGGCGGCGGGCAACGCUUCGGGGCAAGUCAAGGGAGUCGCACAGGAGAUUUACCGAUCAAAGAAGGCGUCGCAGAUCAACCCGACGUAUUGGCAGGGCUUCACGCAGGAUGAGGUGAUGAACAGCAUUGCGGCGGACGAGACGAUUAUGAACGACAUUGAGACUGGAUUGAGUGGAAUUCCGAUGCCGCCUCUCGACAACCUCCCUGGCUAG
This is a messenger RNA of Colletotrichum godetiae, 2004 nucleotides long. RefSeq lists its product as uncharacterized. Gene Ontology annotation, biological process: DNA-templated transcription; regulation of DNA-templated transcription. Lineage: Eukaryota; Fungi; Ascomycota; Sordariomycetes; Glomerellales; Glomerellaceae. Gene Ontology annotation, molecular function: DNA binding; DNA-binding transcription factor activity, RNA polymerase II-specific; zinc ion binding. The transcript has 4 exons. Bases 1 to 2004 code for a protein of 667 amino acids. The record is from RefSeq and is a predicted model, not a curated record.